GGGAAUUGUGCUCCAAUAAUACCUUAUAGAUUUUCAUCCAUCUAUAAUCCGAGAAAAAGUCUGUCCACUAAAAGAAGAAGAAGAAGUUAAAUGCACAGUAAAUAGAAUCCGAAUAACGAAGAAGAAAAAGGAGUAAAAGCCCUCUUCUCGAUUCUCAUCCAGCAUCGAAAAGACCGAGCAAAGAGAAGAAUGCCAGAGCUACCGGAGGUAGAGGCGGCGAGAAGGGCGAUAGAGGAACAUUGCAUAGGGAAGAAGAUAAAGAAGGCCAUCAUUGCCGACGACAGUAAAGUCAUCGAUGGAGUCUCUCCUUCUGAUUUUGUGGCAGCACUUGUUGGAAAAACUAUUGUCUCUGCUCACAGAAAGGGAAAGAACUUGUGGCUCCAACUUGACUCCCCUCCCUUCCCUUCCUUUCAGUUCGGGAUGGCUGGUGCUGUGUAUAUUAAAGGAGUUGCGGUUACCAAAUAUAAAAGGUCUGCAGUAAAUGACUCUGAUGAGUGGCCUUCCAAAUAUUCAAAGUUUUUUGUCCAACUAGAUGAUGGUCUGGAGCUUUCUUUCACUGACAAGAGGCGAUUUGCUAAAGUCCGCUUGCUUGAAGAUCCAGCUUCUAAGCCCCCAAUAUCUGAGUUGGGCCCUGAUGCAUUAUUGGAGCCGAUGACAGUUGAUGAACUUCAUGGAUCCCUAAGCAAGAAGAAAAUUGGAAUCAAGGCUCUAUUACUUGAUCAGAGUUUUGUAUCUGGAAUUGGUAACUGGAUUGCAGAUGAAGUGCUAUACCAAGCUAGAAUUCAUCCACUGCAGGUUGCUUCCAGCUUAUCCAGAGAAAGUUCUGCAACUUUACACGAGUGCAUCAAGGAGGUGAUUGAAAAAGCAGUAGAAGUUGGGGCAGAUAGUAGUCAGUUCCCAAACAAUUGGAUUUUUCAUUCUAGGGAAAAGAAGUCUAAGAAGACUUUCAUUGAUGGGAAGGAGAUUGAUUUUAUUGUUGCUGGUGGUAGGACAACGGCCUAUGUACCGGGGUUACAGAAGCUAAAUGGAAACCAAGCUGGGAAAGCAGUGGGAAAACCAAAAGCAAGAACUUCAAAGAAAAAAAGAGAUGGGAAUGAUGAUGACAAUGACAACAAUGAAGAUGGUGGCAGUGAACCAGCUUCCGAGGAAGAAAAAAUUGCAAGAAAGGCCAAAUCAAAGAGAGAGUUGAGGCCUAAAAGUCCUGGGAAAAAGCCUUCAGCAAAAAGAAAAUCCAAAGCAAGUGAUACUGACAGUGAAGAAGAUGAGGGUGCUGCCUCCCCCGCCGCUGACAACGAUGACGAUGAUCAGAAGAAAAAACCUAGAAGAGUGACCAGUAGUAAACAAGUCAUGGUAGGUAAAGCACCCAAGAAGUUGGUUAACAAUCAAAAUACCAACAAACCAAGGAAGAAAGUGAAGUAGAUUGCUGUUGUGAGAUAUCUCAUGGUGCUGCCGAAGCCUGAGCCCUAAUUUUGGAAGUAUAGAAAUGUGGCAGGGCAUCUAGUUUUUGCUUGUAUUGACAGUGAAAUGAAUUUGUCUGUCUUGUUCAAGGUACCGUAUCUCUGCUAAUGCCAGCGGCUUACAACUAGGGCUCUCCGCCUUUGGAAGAUGUAAAUUUUAUUUGAAGGGAUUAAAUGAAAGAAUUUUUAAAUUAGCAUGA
Molecule: messenger RNA, 1657 nt
Organism: Populus euphratica (Euphrates poplar)
Lineage: Eukaryota; Viridiplantae; Streptophyta; Magnoliopsida; Malpighiales; Salicaceae
Gene: MMH-1
Product: MUTM homolog-1
Exons: 10
Coding region: 190-1419 (409 amino acids)
Biological process (GO): base-excision repair
Cellular component (GO): nucleus
Molecular function (GO): oxidized purine nucleobase lesion DNA N-glycosylase activity; DNA-(apurinic or apyrimidinic site) endonuclease activity; damaged DNA binding
Source: RefSeq, a predicted model, not a curated record